This is a messenger RNA of Sclerotinia sclerotiorum 1980 UF-70, 1023 nucleotides long. RefSeq lists its product with no specific name. NCBI's taxonomy places the organism in Eukaryota, Fungi, Ascomycota, Leotiomycetes, Helotiales, Sclerotiniaceae. The coding region runs from base 1 to 1023 and encodes 340 amino acids. The record is from RefSeq and is a predicted model, not a curated record. The transcript has 2 exons.
AUGGGAGGCAAAUUCUGGUCUAAAGAAGAACAGACAUAUUUUGAAUGCGAAAUUAUGCCUAUGUCUCGCUUCAAUGGACCUAAUGGGACGUACAAUCCGAAAAUAGGCAAGUCCUGGGCAGAGCUAGCAAUUAAGAUGCAGAAAUACCUGGGUGGUGAAGGCCUCGCCCGUAGACCACGAACGACCCGUAGCAAGAAGGCGAAACAGAGGACUAAUAACACGCCUCCUCCAUCAGUAGUUCCCCAGGAGCCCGAUCGCCUCUUGAUACUUCCUACAAGACCGCGAAAUGAAGCCACUCCUUCUCAAAGUCCUUCUCAAAGCAAAAUGGAACCUCCACGCUACGCCCAAGGCAAUCCUCAAAUCGAACAAGUCUUUGCUUUUGGAAGUUCUUUUCGAGAGUCUGAAGGCCCAGACAUGGCUCAAAGACGCUAUACUGAUCCUUCAGUAGCUUCGAGCCAAUCAUCAAACCGUCGGUUUCACACAUAUCGAGCCCCUGAUAGACCAUACUUAACCCAUGCCGAAGGCGCAGAAUUGUACCAUCAACAACAUCGUUCUGGGUGCCCUGGGCGUGAAAGAUUCCGUUUCUCCCAUGAGCAAGAAUCUCGCAGCAUCGCAGCCUUUCACCAAGUCUUAGCCGGUCAAGAACGUCAGACUAUCGUUAUCAGAGAGCCUACUCCGGAAAACGAUGAACAAAGCCUCUUUAUCCAACAAUCUCCGCCAGAAUUCAACCGCAGACUUCCCAUUCCGCGCCCUAAUACGGAGCUAGAUGCCGCUCAUACCAUGACGAUGUUCCGUUCUCAAGAGAUGACCACACUACGUGGUACUACUUUGACUAGCCGUCAAGAUCACACAACUACCCAUUCUUUGUACCAGGCUCACCCCUAUGAAUAUGAGUCUCAAAGACAUGGUGCAUUUCCAGGAUCUUGUCUCGCACCGAUCAUUUCUCGUCAAAACACACCACGUCAAGGUGAAAUCCAGAGUCAAUUGGACCAAUUGAAGGAUAAUAAGAAAGAAAAGGAAUAG